Pygoscelis adeliae (Adelie penguin) is the source of this 2341-nucleotide messenger RNA. It is a transcript of the gene DNAJB12, whose product is annotated as DnaJ (Hsp40) homolog, subfamily B, member 12. Gene Ontology annotation, cellular component: endoplasmic reticulum membrane. The record is from RefSeq and is a predicted model, not a curated record. Lineage: Eukaryota; Metazoa; Chordata; Aves; Sphenisciformes; Spheniscidae. The coding region runs from base 448 to 1353 and encodes 301 amino acids. Gene Ontology annotation, biological process: cellular response to misfolded protein. Gene Ontology annotation, molecular function: Hsp70 protein binding. The transcript is spliced from 8 exons.
AUGGAAAUGCUUCGCUGUUAAGGAGAGAUGUGGGAAAAAAAGGAGAGGAGAAGAAUGCGCUGCUUUGGUCAUCCACUGUGGCUCCCGGACUGUCCGGCUGGGAAGGUCUGGGAUUUUGGCGGAGGUUGCGUGCAUUGGGAGAACUAGGCAAUAUCUACAGCUGUAGCCCUCACAUCUGGGCAAGAAGCAGCAGGAGCUCAAGGGUUGGGUGAAAAGGUGAGGGUCCUUCUGACGAAGGGUGGGGGAUCUUAGAGCAGUGGCAGAGAUGAAGAGAGGUCUCUUUAUGGGAGAGUGGGAAGGGCAGGUUGAGCUUGGCGGUCUCUUCUUUUUUUUUUUUCUUUUCAUCUUUUUCUCAUUUCAGUUCUGCUUGAAUCACUCAACAAGAAUGAGCAAUCAGCCAAUGGCCAGUCCCAAUCCAGGGAGUCCACAAAUCCUCAGUUCAAGAAAAUGAGUGGAGACUUCCCAUCGGCCAACGGAGAGGCUGGGGGGGAGGCCCCCAAGGGCUACACUCAGGACCAGGUGGAUGCAGUGAAGAGGGUAAAGCAAUGCAAAGAUUACUACGAAAUUCUGGGAGUAAACAGAGAAGCUUCUGAUGAGGACCUGAAAAAGGCUUACCGGAAACUUGCACUGAAAUUUCACCCAGAUAAGAACCACGCACCAGGGGCUACAGAGGCAUUUAAAGCCAUUGGUAAUGCGUAUGCAGUGUUGAGCAACCCAGAGAAGAGGAAGCAAUAUGACCAGUUUGGAGAUGAGAAACUCAACCCUGCUCGGCACGGACACAGUCACUCGGACUUCCACCGCGGGUUUGAGGCAGACAUCUCCCCCGAGGACCUCUUCAACAUGUUUUUUGGUGGUGGUUUUCCUUCUAGUAAUGUUCACGUAUACAGCAAUGGCAGGAUGCGAUAUACCUACCAUCAGAGGCAGGACAGACGAGAACAUCAGGGUGACGGUGGCCUUGGGUUGUUUGUCCAGCUGAUGCCUAUCCUCAUCCUGAUCAUUGUGUCUGCUCUCAGCCAGAUGAUGGUCUCCAGCCCACCCUACAGUUUGAGCCAGAGGCCGUCUGUGGGUCACAUACACAGGAGAGUGACAGAGCACUUGAAAGUCGUCUACUACGUAUCCGAGAACUUUGCAGAUGAAUACACGGGCACGAACCUGAAAAAUGUUGAAAGGAGUGUGGAGGACGACUAUAUUGCAAACCUUCGAAAUAACUGCUGGAAAGAGAAGCAGCAGAAGGAAGGCUUGUUGUACCGGGCACGCUACUUCGGAGACUCGGAUCUGUACCAGCGAGCACAGAAGAUGGGCACUCCCAGCUGUAGCAGACUGUCAGAUGUUCAAGCCUCUCUGCACGGAUAGUCACCGCCUGCCCGCUCAGCAGAGGUCUAAACUCUUGGAAUGCCUGAAGACUUUUGGUGAAGUGCACUGAGCCGAGGUGACAGACUUGAUAUUUAAAAGAAUCAAACCUUAUCUUAAAAAUGGAAUUGGAGAAUUAGCAACGCACAACUGCCCUCUUUCUUCUCUCUGCCUGUCUCCGCCGUUCGACCUACGUCUCAGGCAGCGAUUAGGACAGGAAAUCAAGCUGCCCGUCUUCCUCCUUCCCCUCCGACACUGCUAGCGUGCGACAGUCUCGUUGCUCCUGGGAUCCCACAACCCCGAGAACAAACGCGUAGAGUGUAAAAUAACACUAACUGCAGAAGCCAUGAAGCAAAAGGAGACCCUUCGCGACUGCGCUGGUCACUGCCGACGGAGAGAGAAAUUUGACAAUUUGGUGAUAAAAGAAAACUUUAGAUUAAAGAGAAGAAAAUAUAAUCUAUUUAGAAUUAAUUUAUAGCUGUAUAUAUAUUGUACUUUUAAACUAUGCAGGGGUUGGAUGAUUAAAUUAUUUUGUUUUCUGCCUGGUUUGGUAAACAGGGAAGCGGGAAGUCUCUUCCCAGGGUGUCUCGCUCUGCAGCGCUUUCCUGCCUGACACACUAAAACAAGAAUCACUUCGCAGUUACUGUAUUUUGCUUUCUGGAGGACUGCGGCCUUCUGCGGCUUAGGAUGUCGAUACCUGCCUUUCGGGUUUUAAUAAAAGAAAUUCCAAAUCUGCAGGGGGUAACAAAAGAAAUCGGGGAGACUGUCCAGAUUUGUGGUGUGGUUUUGCAGUGUUGGCAGAAGCUGCAGCGGGUCAGCUGAGCCCCGGCGUCGCACUCGGUGACGGGAAGGAUUGUCCUGGAUGGUUUUUGCUCAUCAGUUGUUGGGUUUAUUUGUGCACUUAACUUCUUUUUUUGCAGAGUCUGCUUUUAUUUUGCCUCGUAAUCAGCGUGCGGCAUUCGUUCUGUAAAGAGGGCUUUCCAUGAGCCGU